Molecule: messenger RNA, 1137 nt
Organism: Malassezia globosa CBS 7966
Lineage: Eukaryota; Fungi; Basidiomycota; Malasseziomycetes; Malasseziales; Malasseziaceae
Exons: 1
Coding region: 1-1137 (378 amino acids)
Biological process (GO): magnesium ion transport
Cellular component (GO): membrane
Molecular function (GO): magnesium ion transmembrane transporter activity
Source: RefSeq, a predicted model, not a curated record
AUGGCGUCGUCGCUAAAUCAGGACAAGUGGAUCGGGUUCAUGCUCGCCGUAAGCUCAAGUGCCGCAAUUGGUACGAGCUUCAUCAUCACGAAAAAGGGUCUUAUGAGUGCCGCGGAAGAUAGUGAUGGCCUUGCAUCGGACCGUCUGAGCUACCUAGGCAAUCCGAUUUGGUGGGCCGGCAUGGCAACGAUGGUUGUGGGAGAAGUAGCCAACUUCAUUGCCUAUACGUUCGCACCGCCCAUUCUCGUAACGCCCCUAGGUGCGCUGAGUGUCCUUGUUGGCGCUGUGCUGGCGUCGUUUGUCCUGAAAGAGCGUCUCGGGCGCCUGGGCAUCUUGGGAUGUGCACUAUGCCUGAUCGGUACAAUCGUCAUCGUUGUAAAUGCACCUGAAGACAAGGAAAUCGAGACCGUCGACGAGAUCCUUAGCUACGCGAUGCGUGCGCCAUUCCUCACGUACUGUGUCUUUGUCGCGGCCUUCUCAAUUUUUCUGAUAGUCCGUGUUGUACCGCGCUAUGGCCAUCAAACGCCCGUCAUAUACCUAUCGAUCUGCUCUCUUGUUGGAUCCAUCUCCGUCAUGAGCGUCAAGGCAUUCGGUGUGGCUCUUCGCCUCACGUUCAACGGACACAACCAGCUCACGCAUCUGUCGACGUAUUGCUUUGGCCUUAUGGUUGUCUUGUGUAUACUAAUUCAGAUGAACUACUUUAACCGCGCACUUGAUCAGUUCUCGACGAACGUCGUCAACCCUAUCUACUAUGUUAUGUUUACGACAUCGACGAUCUUUGCUUCUGUGCUGCUUUUUCAAGGCUUCAACACUAGCACAGCACCGGUGAUAUCUCUCCUGGGUGGCUUCCUUGUCACGUUCAUUGGCGUGUAUCUGCUGAACAUCAACCAGCAGUCGGACGACCCCAGCAUGAACCUGCCAUCGUCUCUUGAAAGUGGUACGCGCGCGAAUUACGAACGUCUGUCUCAUUCACACGGUGCACACCAAGAAGCGCCCGACGCUUUCAUCUUUGAUCAAAGCGAACACGAUCAGGACUUUGCACCUCACCAGCAGCAGCAGAGUUAUCCUCUUGCCCAGUUCCACGACAAGCUCAAUGCGAAUCCGCCUGAACUUACUAGCAGUACCAACCAUGCAUAA